AUGGCCAUCGCUGAUAACACUAGGAUGAAGGGUUUAGAAACUGAUGUGAAGAAACUAUUCCAGAUGAUGGAAUCGAUGAUGGAGGAGAACAGAGCCGAGUGUGCUCGAUUGAAGGAAUUGACUGACCUAAAAAUGGAUGCACUCCAAGCCUCCAUUUCUCAGCUCACGCUUGAACGGUCAACAAUGUCAGCUUCAUAUCCUGAGGAUGUUCAAAGCAGUGACCCAGGAUUUACUAGUGCUACUCCGUCCACUUUUGAAUCAGUUCGAUCUUCGGGACAGUCGGAGUCGAUGCCGCUGCCACAGCCGCAGUCCCAGCCACAAACACAGACACAGACGCAACCACCAUCGCUGCCGCCGCUGCCGCCACGCAGUGAUCAGAACAAUGAAGGAACUAGAUCUAAGAGGAGGAGGGGAAAAGCAAAUGUUGCUGAUGAGUCAACUAAUCCUGGCCAGUCUGAGGAACCAGGUACAGGUAACAGUAAAAAACCUGUUAGACCUAGAUCUUGGACUUGGGAGCAUUUUAAAAAAGAUGAAAGUGGUCCUAAACCUAGGGCUAUAUGUAAGUGGUGUGGAGCAUCUUAUGCUGCUGAUUCACAUAAGAAUGGUACUAGCAAUCUUAAAAGUCACUUGUUGAGUCAGUGUAGAAAAUUUCCAAAAGAUUCACUUGAUCCCACACAAAAAGCACUUGUUAUGCAGCAACUUAAAAAAGAAGAAGGAAAUGGGAUGGGUAAUUGUUUGACUGCUGUAUCUUUUGAUCCUGAUGUAUGUAGACAAGCUCUUGCUAGAAUGAUAAUUGUAGAUGAGUUGCCUUUUAGAUUUGUCGAAGGAGAGGGGUUUCGUUAUUUCAUGAGUAUUUUGCAGCCAAAACUCCAUAUUCCGGGCAGAAUAUCAGUUGCUAGGGAUUGUUGGAACUUGUUCAUGAAUGAAAAACAUAAGUUGAAGAGUGUCUUUAUAAAUUCAAAUCAAAGUGUGUGUUUGACCAUUGAUUGUUGGACUUCUGUACAAAAUCUAAACUAUUUUUGCCUCACUGCACAUUUUAUUGAUCAAGAUUGGAAGUUGCAAAAGAGAAUUCUUAACUUUUGUCUUAUCAAGAAUUAUAAAGGUGAAACAAUUGGUAGAAAGAUAGAAAAAUGCCUUUUAAAUUGGGGAAUAAGUAGGGUCUUUAGCAUCACAGUUGAUAAUGCUAGUUCAAAUGAUGUUGUCAUUUGUUACUUGAAAGGUAGAAUGGAGAAUUGGAAUUCACAUCCUUUAAAAGGUGAACAUUUGCAUGUUAGGUGUUGUGCUCAUAUCUUGAACUUGGUGGUGAAUGAUGGUUUGAAGGAUAUGCAUUCUUCAAUUAGUAAAAUUAGGAAUGCUGUUAGAUAUGUUUGUGCUUCUCCUAGUCGCAUGGAUAGGUUCAAAAGUUGUAUUAAAGAGGCUAGGAUCCAAGACUGCUCUUGUGUGCAAUUAGAUAUCCCCACUAGGUGGAAUUUCACUUACAUAAUGCUUGAUAGUGCUUUAAAAUUUCAAAAAGCCUUUAAGAGAUUAAGUGAGAGAGAUGCUGAGUUUGUAAUGAUGCAAGGGGGCAUUCCAAAGACUGAAGAUUGGGAUAAUGCAAGAUGCUUUGUGAGGUUUUUGAAGAUUUUUUCUGAUGUAACAAAAAAAGUCUCGGGUUUCACAUUUGUGACCUCUUCUUCAUAUUUUCAUCACUUUUGUUCAAUUCUUAGUUCUUUAAAGACUUGGGCUGAUAGUAAUGACAUAUUACUUAAGGGUAUGGCUACAAAAAUGAAGGCUAAGCAUGAUAAAUAUUGGGGUAACUUGAGGAACAUGAAUAUGAUGAUUUUUGUUGCUGUGGUACUUGACCCUAGAUAUAAGAUUAAGUUUGUUGAGUGGAGUUUUCAAAGGUUGUUUGAGAAAGAAGAUGCUGAUUUCUUAUGUGGUAAGGUGAAGGAAGUAUUCAAUGGCUUGUUCAACAGCUAUAGGGUUGCUCUCAAUAAUGUGGAUAUGGAUGAUACAUUUGAAAAUGAUGUACAAGCAAGUGAGAGUGUCAACACAAAUGAAGUGGAUUUAUAUCUCAUGGAGUCCUUGGAGAAACCAGUUGAUCCAAGUAGUUUUGAUAUUUUAACUUGGUGGAAAGUGAGCUCUAACAAUUACAAAUAUCCUGUUCUAAGUCAAAUUGCGAGAGAUAUUCUAGCUAUGCCGGUGUCAACGGUUGCUUCUGAAUCCGCCUUUAGCACUGGAGGUAGAGUGCUUAAUCAAUAUAGAAGCUCUCUUACCCCAAAAACUGUUGAAGCUUUGAUUUGUGCACAAAAUUGGUUUCGAGCCAAUUCAUUGCCAAUUGACCUUGAGGAGUCUUUUGAAGAAUUUGAAAAACUUGAGAAAGAACUUGAGCCAAUUCCUCAACUAAUAGAUGAAGAAGACUCUGGUGAUGAAUCUGAUUAG
This is a messenger RNA of Arachis stenosperma, 2421 nucleotides long. RefSeq names its product zinc finger BED domain-containing protein RICESLEEPER 2-like. The transcript has 6 exons. The record is from RefSeq and is a predicted model, not a curated record. The coding region runs from base 1 to 2421 and encodes 806 amino acids. Gene Ontology annotation, molecular function: protein dimerization activity; DNA binding. NCBI's taxonomy places the organism in Eukaryota, Viridiplantae, Streptophyta, Magnoliopsida, Fabales, Fabaceae.